AUGCUCCCAAGAACAUCCCCACCAUCAAGGGCAAUUGCCUCAAUUUUAAGAUGUAAACGACCCUUAAAGAUUCGACGUCAAUAUGCUACGGCUACAGCUACAGCAAUCACGCCCGCUGCCUCCCAUGAGCGAAUGACAAGGGGAGAAGCUCCCAUAGCACGAUAUCCACCAACUCAACCGCCCUCCUAUAAGCCUCCCGAGUUCAGAAAGUCACAGCUGCUCCGACAGUAUGCGUCACUCCUCCGUUCGACCCCCCUGAUGCUCCUCUUCCAACACAACAAUCUUAAGUCCAACGAGUGGAGCGCGAUACGGCGCGAACUUUCCCUCGCUCUGCGAAAAGUGGAUGAAGCUAGAGUGGCUGCUGGUUUUCCAGCAGAGCAAUUAGAAGAAGGGAUAAAAAUGCAGAUCAUCCAAACCGGCAUCUUCUCCUCAGCUUUGAAAAUUGUCGAAUUCUACAAGCCAGAAACUUCACCCUCAACGCUGGACCCUACAGAUCCAUCUGCGCCUUCCUCUGCUACAAAUCCGGUCUUCAAGUCAGACGGAUCGGAUUUGACGCAUACACUGUCCAAAGCCGCCCACGAUGCUACGGCAAAGAAAUCCCAUACCCUGGCCCCAUUACUGUCGGGACCAUUGGCGGUUUUGACUUUCCCCACUGUCUCGCCAUUUCAUCUGAAAGCUGCCCUAUCCAUACUCUCACCCAGCCCUCCACAGUUUCCUGCCCCGACAAGGAGGGCAAACCCUGGGUGGCAUGACCCGCCUGUACAAAGCGGGAUGCAGAAGCUAUUGCUGCUGGGCGCCCGUGUGGAGGGCAAGGUCUUUGAUGUAGAUGGGACGAAAUGGGUUGGGGGUAUUGAUGGUGGAUUAGAGGGCUUACGAGCACAGCUGGUGGCCAUGUUGCAGAGUGUUGGGGCCGGUGUGACGAACACACUGGAGAGUGCUGGGAAGAGCUUGUACUUUACAGUUGAAGGACGACGUAUUAUGUUGGAAGAUGAGGAGAAAGCUUCUGAAGAGAAAUCAUAA
Lachnellula hyalina is the source of this 1020-nucleotide messenger RNA. RefSeq names its product 54S ribosomal protein, mitochondrial (gene MRPL11). Gene Ontology annotation, biological process: translation. Bases 1 to 1020 code for a protein of 339 amino acids. Gene Ontology annotation, cellular component: mitochondrial large ribosomal subunit. The record is from RefSeq and is a predicted model, not a curated record. Lineage: Eukaryota; Fungi; Ascomycota; Leotiomycetes; Helotiales; Lachnaceae. Gene Ontology annotation, molecular function: structural constituent of ribosome. The transcript has a single exon.